CCUCUAUCUAUUCAUUCCUCCAAGGCGCCAGUGGCAUACUUUGAGGAGGCCUAUCCUCCAGCGCCCAAUAUGAAAUUCUUCAUCGAUGACCUUCCCGUUCUCUUCCCCUAUCCUCGUAUCUAUCCGGAGCAGUAUGCCUACAUGUGCGAUCUCAAAAAGACGUUGGAUGCCGGCGGACAUUGCGUUCUCGAAAUGCCAUCAGGAACGGGGAAAACCGUCUCCCUUCUCUCUCUUAUUGUCGCAUAUCAACAACAUCAACCUGAGCAGCGAAAACUCAUAUAUUGCUCCCGAACAAUGUCUGAAAUCGAAAAGGCUUUGGCGGAGUUAAAAGCUCUCAUGAAAUACCGUGCUCAACAAUUAGGGUUUGUUGAAGACUUCCGCGGCCUUGGUCUAACAAGUCGAAAGAAUUUAUGUCUUCAUCCAUCCGUGAAAAGAGAGAAGAGUGGGGCCGUUGUGGACGCUCGAUGCCGAAGUUUGACAGCAGGCUUUGUAAAAGAGAAGAAAGAAAAAGGAGGGGAUGUUGAGUUGUGUAUAUAUCAUGAGAAUCUUGACCUCCUUGAACCAAGUAAUCUUGUCCCGCCGGGCGUUUUUACACUUGACGAUAUAACCAAAUAUGGAGAACAGCAUAAACAAUGCCCCUAUUUCUCCGUUCGACGUAUGAUGCCUUUCUGUAAAGUCAUAAUAUACUCAUAUCACUAUCUUCUCGACCCAAAAAUUGCAGAGAGAGUUUCACAAGAGUUGUCCAAAGAUAGUAUCGUCGUCUUUGAUGAGGCACAUAACAUUGACAACGUUUGUAUUGAGUCUCUGAGCAUCGACUUGACUGAAGAUUCGCUACGAAAAGCAAGCCGUGGGGCAAACAAUCUUGAACGUAAAAUUGAAGAAAUGAAGAGAUCUGACGCAGAAAAGUUACAAAAUGAAUACCAAAAGUUAGUGGAGGGAUUGAGAGAAGCUGACGAAGCUCGACAAGAGGAACAAUUAAUGGCAAAUCCUGCGCUUCCAGACGAUCUGCUAAAAGAAGCGGUCCCAGGGAAUAUCCGUAGAGCGGAACACUUCGUAGCCUUUCUGAAACGAUUUAUUGAGUAUUUAAAAACUCGAAUGAAAAUCACCCACACCAUAUCCGAAACGCCACUCUCUUUCUUGGCUCACCUGAAAGAUUUGACCUCCAUUGAGCGAAAGCCACUACGGUUUUGUGCGGAACGACUAACAUCGCUCGUCCGGACGUUGGAGCUUAUGAACCUCGAAGACUACCAGCCUCUCCAGCAAGUCGCUGCUUUUGCAACCUUAGCAGCUACAUACGAGAAAGGGUUUCUCCUUAUACUUGAGCCUUUCGAAUCAGAAACAGCGACCGUUCCGAAUCCAAUACUCCAUUUCACAUGUUUGGAUGCGGCUAUUGCUAUUAAACCUGUUUUUGACAGGUUUAGUUCUGUCAUUGUCACUUCUGGGACCCUUUCUCCGCUGGAGAUGUACCCCAAGAUGCUGAAGUUUACAACGGUUCUACAAGAGUCAUAUACUAUGACCCUGGCGCGUCGGUCGUUUCUUCCUAUGGUCGUUACACGCGGCUCUGAUCAAGCCCAGAUUUCGUCCUCAUUCCAAAUCAGGAAUGAUCCGGGUGUAGUCCGGAAUUACGGAAAUCUUUUGCUAGAAUUUUCCCGUAUAACACCAGACGGGGUCGUCGUAUUCUUCCCGUCCUAUCUUUAUAUGGAAUCCAUAAUUAGCAUGUGGCAGGGGAUGGGUAUACUCGAUUUGGUCUGGAAUUACAAAUUAAUUUUGGUGGAAACUCCCGAUUCCCAGGAGUCAUCACUUGCCCUCGAAACUUACCGGACUGCAUGCUGUAAUGGUCGAGGCGCUGUCUUGCUUUGCGUCGCUCGUGGUAAAGUUUCAGAAGGCAUCGACUUUGAUCAUCACUAUGGCCGGGCCGUUAUUUGCAUCGGAGUACCUUUCCAAUAUACCGAGUCACGCAUACUCAAAGCUAGAUUGGAGUUUUUGCGCGAGAAUUACCGAAUUCGUGAAAACGAUUUUCUUUCUUUCGACGCGAUGCGUCAUGCUGCUCAGUGUCUUGGACGUGUCAUUCGUGGCAAGGAUGACUACGGAGUUAUGGUACUGGCUGACCGUCGAUUUCAGAAGAGACGCACACAGCUCCCCAAGUGGAUUAGUCAGGCCAUGCUCGAGAGCGAAACGAAUCUAAGUACCGAUAUGGCAGUGGCAACUGCCAAGAGCUUCCUCAAGACUAUGGCGCAACCAUUCAAGUCAAAAGAUCAAGAAGGGAUCUCCACCUGGAGUUUAACCGAUCUUGAAUAUCAUGUGAAGAAGCAAAGGGAGGAAGAAGACAAACGACAGAGGGGGGAGAUAGCCAAUAACCAGGUACCAUCGGAUGUUGUCAAUGGAAAUCGGAACGGAAGAGUGACUACUGUUGAUGAAUUCGACGAAAAUAUUGACCAAGAGCUUAUGAUGCUUGAUGCCUGAUGCAAAUUCGAUACCCCUUUUUCCCAUUUUAUUUGAUGCCAAAAUGUUCCUUAUGAGUCUUCAACAUCAGUUAAUGAGGAACAUACUGUUCGGUUUGCUGGCGUUAGAUGGCGUUAUACUUGGAACCAAAAGGAUGACAUUUGAGCUUGAUUUUUUCGAAUAUUAAAGAAAUCUUCUGUACACUAAAUGAUACCAAGCAUAUAGAAUAUCGUCAACUUUUCCUCGCUAAAUAUAACACGAUUCCAAACUUGG
Messenger RNA from Histoplasma capsulatum G186AR, 2715 nucleotides. Its product is annotated as DNA repair helicase RAD3. Gene Ontology annotation, biological process: transcription by RNA polymerase II; positive regulation of mitotic recombination; nucleotide-excision repair. Gene Ontology annotation, molecular function: ATP binding; DNA helicase activity; hydrolase activity, acting on acid anhydrides, in phosphorus-containing anhydrides. Bases 70 to 2463 code for a protein of 797 amino acids. The transcript has 4 exons. The record is from RefSeq and is a predicted model, not a curated record. Gene Ontology annotation, cellular component: nucleus. Lineage: Eukaryota; Fungi; Ascomycota; Eurotiomycetes; Onygenales; Ajellomycetaceae.